CAUACAUAUAACAAGGCCUAUACAUCUAUUAAUAACAGGCCUCACGCAAAAGAUGUCCCGGCACCCUUGUCUCUUGCCUCCCUAUUCGCUCUCCCUGCUCUUCGUCGCGCAGAUGGGUUAACCUGCUACGGGCAUGAUCGGGACCUGGUAAUCAAACAUGUUCCAUCUAGCACAUACUUACCAUAAGCCGGUUCCACGCAAUCGCAAUCUCGAUGCGACCUCCUAACCGUCAAAACGACAGCUCUCACCAUCCACGGCCGUGUCGGUUGUCCGACGGAUGGUUUUCGCUUCCUCUGGAGGGAGCUGACGCCGGUGACUUCGGAGCGACACGAGAGAGGCCGAGAGAGCGAGCGCGAAAGUAUAGAGCCAGGGAGAGAGGGAGACGGCGAGGAAGAGGGAGAGGCGAAGGGGGUCUGCUACCAGGGCGCGAAGGAAAUGUGUAGGAAAUGCCUCUCGUCGAAAGCACCAGAGCUGCGACACGCUGGAUCACCCGCGCAGUCCCCCCGAUUCUGGCCGCGGCCGUGAGCUACGCAACUUAUGUUGUUGUCGGGCGCGUCUGCUCCAGUGACCUCAUCAACACGCGAGGCGAUGUCGGCCCAGCCAUUGCCAUCCUCGUCCUAUACUUUCUGCUCCUACUCUUGAUGAUCGCUACCUAUCUCCGAACCCUCACCACCGUCCUGCUCGAUCCUGGGCUCGCGCCCCUCGGCCCACUAGCGGUAGACCGCAGGAAGAAAGAAACCGAGAAACGAGCGCGAGCGCAUAGGCGGGACGACCUCGAAGGCCAGCCCUACUACACCGGUCCCGAUCCCAAUCCGGACAGCCCGGGCCUAGAACAGUUCUACACCAAGGACGUCUUCGUUUGCGAGAACGAUGGCCGCCCCAAAUGGUGCUCCGAAUGCUGCAAUUGGAAAGCGGACCGAGUCCACCAUAGUAGCGAGAUCAACCGAUGCGUCAUGCGCAUGGAUCACUACUGUCCGUGGGUCGGUGGUAUGGUCGGGGAGAACUCUUUCAAGUUCUUCGUACAGUUCGUCAUGUAUACCGCCUGCUACUGCGGUCUCGUUCUCGGAGCCGUGGGCUCUAGCUUCCGCAGGGGGUUGAAUGAGGGCAUCCCGCUGGAUCCCCAUUCUGUAGCGGUCCUCGCCCUCGCGGGAUUCUUUGGACUCUUCACGUCCCUGAUGACCAUCACAUCAACACGAUACAUCAUCUACAACAUGACAAACGUAGACAUAUUAGGGUAUCACUCCAAGGUGUAUCAACUGGCGGUUUACGUGCCCCGCGGCACCGAAUCGACGGACAGAUACUCCACAGUAACCUACCCGCUUCCGCGGCCCGGCGAAUCGGCCAACAGCCGUUCCAACAGCGCGGCGGGCCCCCGAAAUACCGAAAGCGGUAGCAGCUUCGGCAUACGCCCGAGUCACUCUCGCCCCACCGCCCGUGACGAUCUAGCAACCCGGACUUUCGCGAUACUCAAGACCGAACCGGGAGAGAACCCGUGGGACCUAGGCGCAUGGCAGAACUGGCAGGCUGUGAUGGGCGUUCGCGUUCUCGAUUGGUUCCUGCCCUUCCGAAGGUCGCCAUGUGUCAAUCACGAGAGUCAUGCUAGUUUCUACCCUAUGGGUCACGUCUUAGACGAUAUUCGCGCGCGAUAUAAUCUCCCUGACACUGCGAUAAAUGACGGCGCGGGCCUCGAAAUGAGGGAGCUCCGAGCAAAUCGGUUUUCAAUAGCACAUUAAUGAUACCCCCCUUGGGAAACUGGAGUUUGACACGGGUUUGGGGGAUUCGGGACCUGGCUAUACCACACGGCAUUUUGGUAUCAUUCAUACCUACAGUAUAUAGAUAGAGAGAGAAGGGCGAGUAGGUAUCGCCUACCUAUUAAUGGCGUAAUUGAAGUAAUCCUAGCUCGAGAA
This is a messenger RNA of Durotheca rogersii, 1907 nucleotides long. Its product is annotated as zf-DHHC-domain-containing protein. The coding region runs from base 447 to 1733 and encodes 428 amino acids. Gene Ontology annotation, molecular function: protein-cysteine S-palmitoyltransferase activity. Gene Ontology annotation, cellular component: endoplasmic reticulum; Golgi apparatus. The transcript has 3 exons. NCBI's taxonomy places the organism in Eukaryota, Fungi, Ascomycota, Sordariomycetes, Xylariales, Xylariaceae. Gene Ontology annotation, biological process: protein targeting to membrane; peptidyl-L-cysteine S-palmitoylation. The record is from RefSeq and is a predicted model, not a curated record.